This is a messenger RNA of Ambispora gerdemannii, 1544 nucleotides long. The record is from the annotation of a GenBank genome assembly. NCBI's taxonomy places the organism in Eukaryota, Fungi, Glomeromycota, Glomeromycetes, Archaeosporales, Ambisporaceae.
UUAAGCCUACAGCGAUAGAGGUUUUGAAUUCUCCCACUUUGAGAAUGUCUGGCAUUCACGGAAUCCCGCUUUUCCUCCUAGCAGAUUCCUACAAACCAUCGCAUUCUUUUCUGUUUCCUGAAGCAAAAAAGGCUGUUGCUUACGCAGAAUUUCGCAGCGGCUUUAAUGGUGAUAAAGAAGAUACGCGUAUCGUCUUUUAUGGUAUUCGUUACAUAAUUGAAAAUUAUAUCGCAUUGAAAUGGACGCACAAAGACGUUGAACUUGCUGAAAAAUUCUUUGCGACGCAUAAUGCCGGGUAUACUAAUUUUCCAUUCCCAAAGGAUUUGAUGCUAAAGUUUAUUAAAGAAAAUGACGGAUAUUUUCCGGUCAAGAUUGAAGCACUGCUUGAAGGAACUGUAGUACAUGCGCAUACUCCAGUAUUUCAGAUCACAGCCGAAGGAGAAUAUUCGCCAUUACUUACUUAUCUUGAAACUUUACUAUUAUUGGUUUGGUAUCCGUCCACCGUAGCGACCUUUUCACGACGUGCACGUGAUAUAAUUGAAAAAGCAUAUCAAGACACAGUGGAUGACGAUGGUUAUUGGAGUUUGGAAGGUCGUCUUCAUGAUUUCGGAUUUCGUGGAUGUACUUGCGUCGAGCAAUCAAUUAUUGGAGGAGCAGCACAUCUUCUAAACUUUAUAGGAACUGAUACAAUGAGCGCAGCUUAUUAUGCUCAAUUUAAUUUAAAUAACGGAAAGCCUGUUGCAACUUCUAUUCCUGCCACUGAACAUUCCAUUAUGAUGUCAUAUAGAACGGAACGGGAAGCUAUAUUGAAAAUGAUCGAUUUAUUUGGGAUGGGAGUGUUUGCAUGUGUAAUGGAUUCAUAUGACUACGUAAAUGCAUUAGAAAAAAUAUUACCUUCAGUUGCAUCGCAAAAAGUCGGAAAAGGUGGUUUUAUGGUAUUACGACCGGACAGUGGUGACCAAGUUGAAGCUAUUUUAAUGGCUUUGAGGGCAGGAGAGAAAGUUUUUGGAUGUGAUACGAAUAAAAAAGGAUACAAAUUGUUACGUGCGUGUGGUGUUAUUCAAGGUGAUAGUGUCACUCCGAUAACUCUGGCUGCUAUCUUGGAUGGGGCUAAGAAGGCAGGAUAUUCGGCACAAAAUAUUGCUUUUGGAAUGGGUGGUGCACUUUUGCAGAAAGUUAAUAGGGAUACUAUGAGUUUUGCAUGCAAACUAUCGCAUAUUACAUAUUCGGAUGGCACUAAACGAGAUGUAAUGAAAACACCAAAAUCUGAUGGUGGCAAAAUAAGUUUACCUGGUGAAUUCGUGGUGCAACGUAAUGCUGAAGGGGUUCCAAUUGUUCGUCCUAAAGAAUCAGCAGAUCCCAAUACCGAGAAUUUACUCCGUGUUGUGUAUGACCACGGAAAAGUAGGUGACUGGGAUGACUUUGACACUGUACGGAAACGUGUUGCCAAAGAAUGGCCUGCUUUACCGCCCAAGUAUGAUAAUAUUAGUCCUGAAUUACGCGUAAAAAUCGAAGAGUUUGUUAAGAAUCGAAAGAAAAGUUGA